CCUGCCUCCGCCCGUCGAGCAGUGCCGCGCGGGCACUUCUCUAGGGAAACGCUCGCUGCACAGGUUAUGCUGUUAAAGCACCGGCGCUAAAACGGGUGAGUGCCCGCAUUCAAUACUACACUUUUGGUUCAGAAGCGACGUUGAGUGAGCCGUUGAUGAAAAAUCACAACGAUAGCUCGAGUAACACAAGUAGUGAUAGCGAAUCCGAUUUCGAAUUGGGGUUAUCAAGUUCGAGGUUAUUGAGGUCUAGGUUAUUAAAAACUAAGUUAGUGAGGUCGAGGUUGGAAGUCUCAGGGUUUAUAAGGUCAACAUCUUCCGUCAUGGGGUCAUUACAGACGGAGCCUUUUAUCCCGAGCUUGUUGCAGAUUAAGCCAAUCGUCCCGAGGUUAUUGAAGAGGAAAACGAAAAGCUUUCCAUGGUUAUUGAAGCCGGAGCCAUACAUCCCGGGGAUAAUUAAGAUGAAAUUAGCAUUAAAGAGAGUUUGCCCGAAUUCAUCAGCACAAUUGGUAGAGUCAAUACGACCCCAAUCGUUAAAGUCGAGGACGCCAAAAAUAAAACAGCGUUACAGAGAACUAUUCGGCUCAUCAUCGUCGAUGUCAUCGAUUUCUCGAUCGAGAUCUCAGUCACCGGUGUCACGACAGUUAACACUGCCCGCGCAGGAACCGCCCGUUUCCCAAAGUAGUUCGCCUGAACCUGGAGAACGAACGCCAGAGCGUUAUCUUAUAAGUAGUGAAGUAUCGCCUUACCCACGAAAGCGAACUCUAUUAACUCGAAAGCAAAUAAUGACGAAACGGAAGUUAAUGAAGCUUUUGGAAAUAGAAAAACUAACUAAAAAACUUUCGGCUCAGUCCCAAAGGCCUAUUUCUCCGAUGCGUUCGCCAGCUUCUCGUGAGCGUUCUCCCUCAUUAAGGCGUUCACUACCCUCUCGGGAAAAUUCGCUAUCCUCAGGAGACCGAGUAUCCGCUUUGAAUAGUACCCGUUCACAGAAGCGUUCAUUGUCCUAUCCUGAGAUCCAAACCCCACAGAAGAUUUUGCCCUCAUCUACAGAGAGUUUGCUCUCUUCACGAAAUCAUUCGCCACAUACUCGGCAGAGUUCUCUGUCUCCACCGAAGCACACACCACCUUCUCGUGAUACUUCGCCAUCUCGACAGCGUUCGCCGUCCACUCAGGAUCAUCUGCCCUCACGAAAUCGCUCACUAUCUUCACGAGAUCGUACACUACCAUUUAAAAAGCGAACGAUAUCCACUCAAGAAAAUUCGACUUCGUCUCGAAAGCGGUCCCUAUCCUCUCGAGAUCGCUCACCAUCUUCUCAAGAUCGAUCAUUAUCCUCUCGAAAGCGGUCAGUGUCCUCUCGCGAUCGUUUACUAUCCAAUGAGGAUCAUCCUCAAACCUUGAGGGGUUCGGUAUCCUCCCGGAAACGUGUGUUAUCCUCUAGAGAUCAUUCACCAUCUUCUGAAGGCUCGUCACCGCCUUCACGCAAGCGAUCUCCGGUUCCAAAGUAUUCUAAUGAAGGUCAAAUACUGUCGUCGGUUGCAAAUAUACGAUCAGUUUCGCCCGAAAAUACUUUAGUGUCCCCAGUUAUCCGUCCUCAAUCAGCGGACUCUCAAGCACGAUUGGCACGAAAUCGAUCACCACAGUUACAUACUAGAUCAUCUUUAAGUCCUACACAGAGAUUUUCGUUGAACCCAAAGAAGGCUGAAUCGCGACGGCUUUCAGCACCAACGCUAACGCCAGCCUCACCAAGUUGUAUGUUUAAAAGAAUGUCGUCAUCAUGUCCGCAGCUCUCAUCUAACCAACCAGAAGAACACGAAUAUUGUUUACUAUCUCCAUCAGAUAUUCCCCUUCCGUCUUUACCUCCACUAUUCUCAGACUGUCUUUCCAAUAUAUACACAAGUGAUCCCCCACUUCCUCCAGGCUCACCCCCUACGUCAGCAACAAUGCUAGUUUCUCCCAGACAAGUCCCAAAAUAUAGCCCGAGCCUAAAAUCUCCAUCUGCUACUCCCAUUCCAUCUCCAUCUGCUAUUCCCAUUCCAUCUGCUACUCCUAUUCCAUCUCCAUCUGCUAUUCCCAUUCCAUCUGCUAUUCCCAUUCCAUCUGCUAGUCCCAUUCCAUCUCCAUCUACUAGUCCCCUUCCAUCCCCUACUGCAUCAGUCUCACCUAGCCAUUCCCGAAUCUCCAGCCAUGGUACACGAUCUCCGGCUGGUAGUCCCCAUUCUUCCCCCGCUCCGGAGUUUACUAUCGGGCACCGACGUGGCCCUCGGACCCCGGAAGACAGCCCUCGUCAUUCCCCCCAUAGUCCUCGAUCGCCUUCGGACAGUCCUGAGACAAGUGAAAUGCCAAAACACAGUCGUGAUUCUCGAUCUUCUUCAAGCUCACCUACCCCAACACUCCCACCUAGAAAAGACAAUCGUGGUUCACUUACUCCAAUAGGAAGCCCCCCUCUGUCUCCCGUUUCGGCGAGCUCCUCAACCGGAUGGAGCCGCGGUCCUCGAACCCCGCCUGGCAGUCCACCUUCCUCUCCCACACAGGCAGUCUCGCCUGAAAUUCAGACACAGCACGAUACUCGGUCCUCGUCAAAUUCACCAUCACCAUCCGAAACCCCGACAUCCCCACCUAGUCAACCCAAUACAGAUAAUUGUAGUCCACGUGAUUUUCCUUUCAUCCCUCUUCCGAGUUUCGCGUCUGAACAUCAGCAAGGAUACAACCGCGAUCGUCGAUCCCCUUCGGGCUCACCCUUUCCAUCUGCAACCCCCACAUCCCCUCCUAGUCAACCUAAUUUAGCCAAUAAUAGUCCACGCCCUCAGUCAUGUGGUACUCCUGUAUCUCCUCCGAGUUUCGCGUCUGAACAUCGGCAAAGACACGACCGCAACCCUCAAUCACCUUCGGGCUCACCGUCUCAAUCCGUAACCCCGACAUCCCCACCUAGUCAACCCAAUACAGACAAUAAUAGUCCACGCUCUCUUUCAUGUGGUACUCCUGUAUCUCCUCCGAGUUUCGCGUCUGAACAUCAGCAAGGAUACAACCGCGAUCGUCGAUCCCCUUCGGGCUCACCCUUUCCAUCUGCAACCCCCACAUCCCCUCCUAGUCAACCUAAUUUAGCCAAUAAUAGUCCACGCCCUCAGUCAUGUGGUACUCCUGUAUCUCCUCCGAGUUUCGCGUCUGAACAUCGGCAAAGACACGACCGCAACCCUCAAUCACCUUCGGGCUCACCGUCUCAAUCCGUAACCCCGACAUCGCCACCUAGUCAACCCAAUACAGACAAUAAUAGUCCACGCUCUCUUUCAUGUGGUACUCUUUUGUCUCCUCCUCCGAGUUUCGCGUCUGAACCUCAGCAAAGAUCCAACUGCGACCCUCAAUCCCCUUCGGGUUCACCCUCUCUAUCUGCAACCCCCACAUCCCCUCCUAGUCAAUCCAAUUUAGCCAAUAAUAGUCCACGCCCUCAGUCAUGUGGUACUCCUGUAUCUCCUCCGAGUUUCGCGUCUGAACAUCGGCAAAGACACGACCGCAACCCUCAAUCACCUUCGGGCUCACCGUCUCAAUCCGUAACCCCGACAUCCCCACCUAGUCAACCCAAUACAGACAAUAAUAGUCCACGCUCUCUUUCAUGUGGUACUCUUUUGUCUCCUCCUCCGAGUUUCGCGUCUGAACCUCAGCAAAGAUCCAACUGCGACCCUCAAUCCCCUUCGGGUUCACCCUCUCUAUCUGCAACCCCCACAUCCCCUCCUAGUCAAUCCAAUUUAGCCAAUAAUAGUCCACGCCCUCAGUCAUGUGGUACUCCUGUAUCUCCUCCGAGUUUCGCGUCUGAACAUCAGCAAAGACACGACCGCAACCCUCAAUCACCUUCGGGCUCACCGUCUCAAUCCGUAACCCCGACAUCCCCACCUAGUCAACCCAAUACAGACAAUAAUAGUCCACGCUCUCUUUCAUGUGGUACUCUUUUGUCUCCUCCUCCGAGUUUCGCGUCUGAACCUCAGCAAAGAUCCAACUGCGACCCUCAAUCCCCUUCGGGUUCACCCUCUCUAUCUGCAACCCCCACAUCCCCUCCUAGUCAAUCCAAUUUAGCCAAUAAUAGUCCACGCCCUCAGUCAUGUGGUACUCCUGUAUCUCCUCCGAGUUUCGCGUCUGAACAUCGGCAAAGACACGACCGCAACCCUCAAUCACCUUCGGGCUCACCGUCUCAAUCCGUAACCCCGACAUCGCCACCUAGUCAACCCAAUACAGACAAUAAUAGUCCACGCUCUCUUUCAUGUGGUACUCCUGUGUCUCCUCCUCCGAGUUUAUCCGAAAACCCUCGAUUACCUUUGAGCUCACCAUCUCCAUCUGCAGCCCCGACCUCCACACCUAUUCAACUCAAUGAAGAUAAUAAUAGUCCAGGCCUUCUUUCACGUGGUACUCUUUUGCCUCCGCCUCCGGGUUUCGAGUCUGACCAUCGGCAAAAAUACAACCGUGACGCUCGAUCACCUUCGGGCUCACCGUCUCAAGCCGUAACACCGACAUCCCCACCUAGUCAACCCAAUACAGACAAUAAUAGUCCACGCUCUCUUUCAUGUGAUAUUCUUUUGCCUCCUCCUCCGAGUUUCGCGUCUGAACCUCGGCAAAGAUCCAACUGCGAUCCUCGAACUCCUUCAAGCCUGCCCUCUGCAUCUGCAACCCCGACAUCCCCACCUUGUCAGUCCAAUAUAGACAAUAAUAAUCCACGUCCUCUGUCAUUUGGUACUCCUUCGUCUCCUACACCGAGUUUCGCAUCUGAACAUCGACAAAGAUACAAUCGCGAUCCUCGAUCCCCCUCAAGCCCGCCUUCUCCAUCUGCAACCCCGACAUCUCCACCUAUACCCACACCAUCGAAGUCAGUGGUUUCGAUAAUCGUAUCUGAGUACCCUCAAAAACACAAACGUCCAUUCCCGUCACGCUCAUCAGCAUUAACUGAAACCCAUGACACAAGAGUUAGUCCUCAACAUCCUUCGGACAUAUCUACUCCAGUCCCGAUAAUCUUGUCUAGAUACUCGCGUAAACACAGGCGUGCAUCACGUACAUCUACGCUCUCAUCAACUGAAAUCAGAACUUUAAACUUUACCAAUCAAAAUGAAACCCACAGAUAUAGUCCUCAAUACCCUUCAGACACAGAACCUACGCCCCCUGCUAUGCUAGUUUUAUCCAGAUUCCCCCAAAAAUAUACCAAGAAAUCUACAUUGCUCUCUAUAAGUCCGUUCGAAUUCGCAGACUGUUUACCCAGACACAGUUUCAAUACUAGAUCUUCUUCCUGCUCACCAAUCCCAAUUGAAACCCCAGAACAGUUACUCCAGUCGAAUAAUCCAUCUACUUCUGCGGUUAAAAAAUACAAACGCCGUUCUCGGUUCUCUUCGAGCUCACUAUUGCCUACAGAAACCCAAGAACAGUUACCCGAACUCGUCCAAGAACACGGACGUAGUCCUAACUACCCUUCGGACUCAUCAUCUUCUUCCACGUUUGCCGUAAUCCUAUCUGAUUCCCCUCAACAACACAGACCCCAUUCGCGAUCUAAGUCCCGCACACCAUCUCCAGCCAAAACCCCAGAACAGUUGCCCGAACAGAACAGUUCUAACUACUCUUCGGAGACGCCAUCAUCAUCCGCUGUUGGUGUGAUCGUAUCUGGAUGCUCCCCAGAUUACAGACGCCAAUCUCCAUAUAUUUCGCGCUCACCGUCUCCAACCAAAACUCCAGAACAGUUACUAAAACAUUCGGACACACCACCUUCCGCGGUUGCUGUAAUCGUAUCUAAAUACCCUCAAAAAGACAGACGUAGUCCUCAACAGUUUUUGGAUACACCAUCUCCUUCCGAAGUUUCUGUGAUCGUAUCUGAAAACCCUCAAAUACACAGACCGCGUUCUCAGUCCUCUCACUCACCAUCACCAACGGAAACCACAAAACUGUUAUCUACCGACCUUCAAAAAGACAAACCUAGCCUUGAACAACCUUUGGAUACACCAUCUCCUUCGGUAAUCUUUUUCAGGCAAUGCGAAACACAUAAACGCGACUCUCGCUCAUCAUCGCGCUCAGAAUCUCCAAACGAAAACCCAGAAUAUUUACCCAGACGCCUCAAAAAACAGCCUGAUCUUCAACAAUCUUCUCACUCACCCUCAUCGUCAAUUCCAGCGACCUCACCCGGAGUCCUCCAGACAAUUAGACGCGAUUCCCAAUCAUUGUCGGGUACACUCGUUUCGUCAGCGAUCUCACCUGGUAUGCUAGAAAGACUCAGGCGUGAUUCUGAAUCUUCGUUAAGUAUAGCAUGUGCAUCUGCAACACCAGCUAUAUCACCCGGACUCUUCCAAAGACACGACUCCCAAUCCCCUUCGGGCACAACUCACGGGUCCUCACCGCCGGCUAUUUCACCUAGACACCUUGAAAGAAUCAGACGCGACUCUGAAUCACCCUCGAGCACAUUUUAUACGCCUGCACCACAGUCUACCUCAUCCGGAUACCUUAGAAAUGUCAGACGGGAAUCCCAACUUCCUUCUGGCCCAUCUAGUACAUUCGAACCACAGGCUACGUCACACGGACUUCUUCAAAUAUUCAGAGGCGACUCUCAGUCGUCUUCGGGCACAACUUUUACAUCCAAAACACAAACUAUCUUACCCGGACGUGUUCAAUCCAGACGCGACUCUCAACCCUCUUCUAGUACACCACAGAUGAUCUCACCUGAACAUCCCCAAAUUCUCAGACGCAACUCUCAAUCGUCUUCGGGUACACCACAGGUAAUGUCACCACAGGCAGUCUCCUUUAGGCACCUUGAAAGACUCAGACGCAACUCUGAAUCACCUUCAAGCACACUUAAUAUGUCUACACCACAGGCUACUUCACCUAGACACCUUGAAAGACUCAGACGCGACUCUGAAUCACCUUCGAGCACAGUUUAUACGUCUACACCACAGGCUACCUCACCCGUAAACCUUCGUAGUUUCAGACGUGACUCUCAACCUCCUUCUGACACAUCUUAUGCGUCCGAACUACAGGCAACGCCACCCGGACUUCUUAAGAUACUCAGACGCAACUCUCAACAGUCUUUGGGUACACCAUAUUCGUCCGCACCACAGGCAAUCUCACCUGUACACCUUGAAAGACUCAGACGCGACUCUGAAUUACCUUCGAGCACACUUAGUACGUCACCCGAACUGCACCACAGUCCGGCACCACAGUCACCCGAACUUCUUCAAAUCCUUAGACGCGACUCUCAGUCAUCUUUGGGCACAGCUUUUACAUCAGAAACGCAAUUUAUAUCACCCGGAUACCUUCAAAUAUCCAGACGUGACUCUCAACCCCCUACGGGAACACCCCAUAGAUCCACACCUCCGGCAAUCUCACCCGAACACCUCGAAAUGCGCAGACGCAACUCUCAAUCUUCUUCAGACAGACCUGAUACGUCCGCACCUUUGGUAAUCUUACCCGAACAGGUGAGAAUCGCGUCUGAUCACUUGGAGGUCCAAAUGAUCAGACGCGAUUCUCAAUCGUCUUCGGGAAGACCAGAUACAUCAGAACCAUCACCAAUCUCACCUGAACACCUCCUAAUGCUUAGGCGUGACUCUCAACCAUCCUCGAGCAGUCCCCGUAUGUCAGCACCACCACCAAUCUCACCUGAAUACCUCCGAAUGCUCAGACGCGACUCUCAACCAUCUUCAAGUAGACCUUAUACAUCAAAUCCACCGAAAAUCUUACCCGGACGCAUUCAAAUGCAGAGACGCUACUCUCAACCGUCUUUGAGCAGACCUCAUACGUCAGCACCACCACCAAUCUCACCUGAACACGUCCAAAUGCUCAGACGCGACUCUCAACCAUCUUCAGGCAGUCCUCACACGUCACAUCCAUCAACUAUCUCACCCGGAUGCGUUCAAAUGCAAAGACGCAACUCUCAGUCGUAUUCAGGUAGACCAGAUACGUCAGUACCACCACACACUUCACCUGAACACUUCCAAAUGCCUAGACGCGACUUUCAAUCAUCUUCGGGCCGACCUUACACGUCCGCACAAUCGACCAUAUCACCCGAAUACCUCCAAAUGCUCAGACGCGACUCUGAACCAUAUUCAGGCAGUCUUCAUACGUCAGAUCCACUGACUAUCUCACCCGGACGCAUUCAAAUGCAAAGACGCAACUCUCAGUCGUCUUCAGGUAGACCAGAUACGUCAGUACCAUCACAAAUCUCACCUGAACACCUCCAAAUGCCUAGACGCGACUUUCAAUCCUCUUCGGGUAGACCUGAUACGUCAGCACCGACGACUAUCUCACCCAAACGCCCCCAAAUGCCCACACGCGACUCUCAACCAUCUUCAAAUAGUCCUUUUACAUCAGAUCCACCCAAAAUCUUACCCGGACGCAUUCAAAUGCAGAGACGCUACUCUCAACCGUUUUCAAGCAGACCUCAUACGUCAACACCACCACCAAUCUCACCUGAACACCUCCGAUUGCACAGACGCGACUCUCAACCAUCUUCGGGAAGCCCAGAUACGUCAGUACCAUCAUCAAUCUCACCUGAAUACCUGCAAAUGCUUAGACGAGACUCUCAGUCGUCUUCGAGCAGACCGCAUACGAUAGCACCACCGACAAUAUCACCUGAACACCUCCAAAUGUUCAGACGCGACUCUCAACCAUCUUCGGGUAAACCUCAUACGUCAGAUCCAUCUACUAUCUCACCCGGACGCAUUCAAAUGCAGAGACGUUACUCACAGUUGUCCUCGGGAAGACCAGAUACGUCAUUCUCAUACAUCCGUACCAUCGGCUAUAUCACCCGAACACCCCCAAAUGCUCAGACGAAACCUUCGAUCCUCGUCUGGCUUGACCUCGGCGACGACCCCAAUGUACCCACCUGGACCGCAACCUCGAAGACGAGACCCGCAGACCCCAUCGGGCUCUCGACCUCAGACCUCAAUACGCUCGAAUUUGAGACCUCGUAA
This is a messenger RNA of Ostrinia nubilalis (European corn borer), 8921 nucleotides long. RefSeq names its product mucin-2-like. The transcript is spliced from 3 exons. NCBI's taxonomy places the organism in Eukaryota, Metazoa, Arthropoda, Insecta, Lepidoptera, Crambidae. The coding region runs from base 156 to 8921 and encodes 2921 amino acids. The record is from RefSeq and is a predicted model, not a curated record.